AUGCAAUCUUCGGACAGUAUACCGAAUUUCACAAAAUGUAUGCAUAAAAGCGAUUUGAUUCUAUGCUACUUCCGACGAGAACUAAAGUCGAUGAACUGGGAAAAUAUAAGAAAGCUUCUGAAUCUUUAUCCAAAGCAUUGUCUUCUAUACGAUCAUAUCGACAAGUUUAUCGAAACUGCUAAGAAACGAAACAUCAAACCACAGGAGAUUGUAGAAGCAUUGAUGCAGUUCUCACAAGCCAACAAUCCUUAUUAUAUCGAGAAAUCUGAUUUUGAAAUGUUAUUGAAGAAAUCUAUUCUAUCGUCUUGUACAAAUGUCACCAAAACUAUGUUCACCAGAAAUAAUACUGAAAAAUCUUUCAUUUCGUCAAAAGAUGUCGAACUUUUGAAGAGGAAAAUUGAUGAAUAUGUUCACAAUUCUAAAGAAGGAUAUGUGAAAAGCAAGGAGUAUGGAAAAGUAAGAACCAAAGUCAGUGAAUGGAGGAAAGAAAAGAAGGUGAAAGACGGAGAGAAUCUAGUAGUUGUUGAUGCAUUGAACUAUGGAAUAGGACAAGAUAGAAAGGAAUGGAACAGUAUUUCUAAGCAGUUUCGACACGUUGUAUUUGCUACCCGUUUUCCACCGAUGCCUAUUAGAGACGAAGUUAUCAAAAGAUACAAUGGGAACGCUUUGUUUUGCGACAAACUAUCAGCGGACGACUUGAUUAUUCUACGCAUGGCUAUCGAAUUCGGUCGUCAGACAUCAUUAGUUACAAAUGAUCAAUAUCGAGAUCACCGAAGGGCUGUUUGUAAUGGUGAUCUUGAUGUAGAAAAAGUUUGGGAUGACUUUCUGAUUGAUGCAGUAUACCGCCAUAAGGAUGGGAAUAUUGAGACUCAUCGAAAUUUUAAUCUUCGCGUUCACAAAGUCAACGGUCACUGGAUUCUUCCAGUUCUAGACUCCGAAGGAAAUUCUGACAAGAUCAGAGAUUUGAAAGUAUUUCGUAUAGCUCUUGCGUAA
Molecule: messenger RNA, 993 nt
Organism: Caenorhabditis remanei
Lineage: Eukaryota; Metazoa; Nematoda; Chromadorea; Rhabditida; Rhabditidae
Exons: 6
Coding region: 1-993 (330 amino acids)
Biological process (GO): respiratory chain complex IV assembly
Source: RefSeq, a predicted model, not a curated record